UAAUAUUUUCGUAACACCAUUUUUUGAGUUAAAUUAUUCCAUUCACGUUUAUGCUAUAGGCUCAUCGCUUACCUACUUACGAGUCACCGGCACGGCGGCACAACUCCUCCGGUCAUCUCGAUUCUCUGCGGAAAAAAGAGAUGAACAACAAAGACGAACAACACAGAGAGGAGAGAGAAGAAUCGCCUUCUCACGCCGAGCAAACAGUGUCUGAUGAUGACGAGAUAGACUACUCCGUCAAGCCAGAAUUUUAUGAUUCAGAACUUGACGACAAGGAUGAACUCUGGGUGCAGAAGAAAAGGGGUGGUCGUACUUCCGAUGCCAUCCUUAAUUGUCCAGCUUGUUUUACCACACUUUGUCUAGAUUGCCAAAGGCAUGAAAAGAAUGUUACACAGUACCGAGCAAUGUUUGUUGUCAAUUGCAAGAUUAAGAGCGAACAAGUGGCACAGCUUGGAAAUAAACGAAAGAGGGGUAAGAAAGGACGUGGAUCUGGUGAGGCUGAAGCGUUUUCUGAUAUGGGCGAAACAUUUAAACAUGUAUGCUGUUCAGUUUGUUCGACGGAUGUUGGAGUCAUCGAUGAAGAAGAGGUCUAUCAUUUCUUUAACGUUAUUCCUAGUGAGUCUUGAUACUUUCCUCCCGAAAUGGCCUUAAGCUCUCAGGAUAGAAUUUGUCUAAUAGUAUAUGUUUUCGGCAGCCCAUUGCAGAAAACUUAAGGGGUCAAAGAGCACUUUCCUUUUCUGUCUUUUUGUUUUUUCAGGAGGGUUCUUUUUUUUUUUUUUUA
Molecule: messenger RNA, 781 nt
Organism: Nicotiana attenuata
Lineage: Eukaryota; Viridiplantae; Streptophyta; Magnoliopsida; Solanales; Solanaceae
Product: E2F-associated phosphoprotein
Exons: 3
Coding region: 141-626 (161 amino acids)
Biological process (GO): positive regulation of cell population proliferation
Cellular component (GO): nucleus
Source: RefSeq, a predicted model, not a curated record